AUGCAACAGCUGCUGAAUGGUGCUGUUGAUAUUUUUGAGGGAUGGGAUGCCAUCCAGAGGGAUUUGGACAAGCUGGAGAACUGGUCCUGUGUGAACCUCAUGAGGUUCAACAAGGCCAAGUGCAAAGUCCUGCACUUGGGAGUUGGCUUUUCCUCUUCUCAGGAAGGACCCAUAAGUUCGGAGUGCUUGGGGAACCUUUUGUGUAUAACACUGAGAGCAGAAUACUUUGAAGACAAAUACUUAUCUUUUUCUGUGGUUGAUCAAUCUGGCAUAGCCUGGGAGCUAGAUGACACCAUGGCAUCACAGUGUGGCUACAGAGUAAUGUACAGCAAGUGGAGUAACAUUGAGUUUCAUGCUUCUGCACUAAGCUGCCAUUCUCACUUAGAGGAGGAUGUGUUCAUAGUGACAAUACAAAUCAAAGCAUCCUAUACUCCUGAUAUGAAAAAUGCUACAACUUAUAUGAAAAGUGCAAGUUGCCAUUAUGGUCCAUGGAGUCCUAGGGAGUUAGUAUGUGAAAGUAACUACAUGGAGGUUUCCAUCAGGAGGGCAGUUCCACAGACUGUAGAAAGUUUUCUUCAAGAUGAAGCUGAGGACAGGACUCUUGCCUCUCCAGAGGCAAAAGCAAAUGAAGCCUCAAUAUGGCAAAUAGUGUUUCAUCAGCCAGAAGAAAAAAAAGCUCUGCUUGUGAGAGAUGCUUGGAGAGCAGGCUAUGGACUCAACAUCACAGACACCAGGGUUCUGCUCCGAGUGCCAUACACUGCUGAGCAAAUUCAGCUGGUCAAGGAUCGGGGAAUUAAUUUUUCUGCAGUGAGAUCAAGUAUACUUUACAAGCAGGGAUGGGUGAUCCUGAUGGUGGAUUCUGCGGUGGCAUGUCCUGUAGAUGGUGUGGACUAUGUUAACAAAACGAUCAUCUGGACUGUUCCAAAAUACACCCAACUGCUCUCUGCUGGAGCUACAAGAUUUAAGGAUGUGUGUGUUGAAGCUGGUGUGGAUCUACACAAACUUUCUGCCAAAGAAAUGGCUGCCAGGAAAUAUGUUUUAUUGAAUGACUUAAAUUCAAUUACAAUGAAGAUACCUAUAGGUGCAGAUGGUGGCUACUACAAGACUUCUGUGAGCAGUGGACGAUGUGGGGCAAAAUAUGCCAUCAACCUCUUCUUGGAACAUCAAUGGAAAGACAGCAAAUGGGGACUAACCAAACAUACCAUCAUCAAGGAGAUAGAAACACCAUUUGAACAAGUAGAAUUUGCUAUAACCAGCAAUUCAAAUCUGAGUGCAAGGCUGAUGAAUGUGACAGUGGGAAUGUUCCUCCCAGAUGUGGAGCUUGUGAACUUAAGCACUGAGGGAGCAAUUAUUGCUGUACCUGAUGCUGCUCAGCAUGGAUAUCUAACAUAUGAGAUCAGACAUGCUAAUGGAAGCAAAGCCUAUGUAAUACAAGUCCCAUUUGAUGCACCAAGCAUUAAGAAGGAGUAUGUGAGCCCAGGCAUCAGAGCAUACACCCUGAAUGUCACACUUGCAUUUGUGACCCAUCCAAGAAGUGAGACCUUCACUGUCCCAGUUGUGAUAGUGUCAGCAGUUAAAGAUGCAGUACUGCCCAGUGCAAGAGGAUUUUGCCAUGAGAGGAACUUUCAUGUCAUUAUCACUCAUGGGAAUGUGGACCAAAACUGGCUGCCCUUCAUCUCAGACUGGCACAUGACUCCAGAGGCUGCACAGAAGCACAACUACAGCCUGAGGGACAAUGGCACUCACCUGACAAUCUCUGUCCCUUUCCUUUCUUCCCACGUGAACUAUGAGGAUUUUCAUACUUCUGGAAUAAAAGCUUCACUCCAUUUAACCUUGAAGGAUGGCAUCACCUUGGCUAAUAGGAGGGACUUCUCAAUUUCCUGCAGAUUUUCUCCUUCAGAGCUCAUACAGUGUCUGCCCAAUGGGUCAGUGGUUAUUACUGCAAUAAAACUGGCAGGAGUUGCAGACCUGGACACCAGCUGGCUUGUCCUGAGAGACAGAAGGUGCAAACCAAGCCUGGUGACAGAAAAGACUGCAACCUUCAGCUUUGACUUGAACACUUGUGGAACCAGUAGAAAGUUCAAUAGCACAGUUAUGGCAUAUGAAAAUGAUGUACUCUAUUACAGACCUGGCAACAAUAUACCAGUUUACCAAUUGAAAUUUGUAUGCUGGUAUACAAUUAAGCAGACCACUGAUGUCCAAUAUGAAUCUAAGAAGAACUCCCCACCCAGUAUUAAGCAAGGGUUUGGCUCUCUUGGUCUUUCAUUAAAGCUUUUCAAAGAUAAAUCUUACUUGGAGCACUACCAGGAAUCAGAUUAUCCUGUGGUAAAAUACCUGAGAGAGUCACUGUAUUUUGAAGUUGAAUUGCUCCAGCCUAAAGAUGAGAGACUAGAACUAAACCUGGAUAACUGCUGGGCUACAAACUCCCAAAGCCAGGACAGCCUUCCCCAGUGGCCCGUUCUUAUACACGGGUGUGUAAACAGCCAAGACUCCUACAGAACUGUCUUCCAUGAAGUUAAUUACAGCCUCAGAGUAAAAUCCCCUCAACACCUAAAGAGAUUUGAAGUGAAGAUGUUCACUUUUGUACAAGGCACAACUCUGUUACAAGAGCAGCUCUAUUUCCACUGCAGUGUGGUAAUCUGCAGCACUAUGCAACACUCUCCAGGCUUUCUUUGUCCAAGGAGAUGCAAUCCUGGGAAACACAGACUUGGUGAAUAA
Molecule: messenger RNA, 2718 nt
Organism: Calypte anna (Anna's hummingbird)
Lineage: Eukaryota; Metazoa; Chordata; Aves; Apodiformes; Trochilidae
Exons: 21
Coding region: 1-2718 (905 amino acids)
Source: RefSeq, a predicted model, not a curated record